UCUCCUAUAAGAACAACACACACUACUCCCACUAAUUGUUCAUUGGUGCCUCCAUGUUGUACAGAAGUUCUCGAAGUGAAGAGCUCAUUAUGUGGCUCCAUCGUCAGAAGCAUGAACUCUGUGUCUCUCCCUCUCGCUUCGUGGUCUCAAAUCACUGAUGACAUAACUUGGAACAUCCUCGUGCUAGUUUCACCACAUCCUGUCACCAUUGCAAGGAUAGCAGCUGUGUGCAGGACGUGGCGCUCCAUUGUCAGGACUAGCAAGUUCCUGAGGAGGCUGAUGGAGCAUCACGAAGUAACACCACUCAUGGGUUUUUUCACCAACGUCCCUAGCUCAGAUCGUUUCCUCCCUUUUGAUCAGCAUCUAGGUGUUGUCGGUGUCCCUCGAUUCACCCUGCCCAUCUUGUAUCCGGACAACCGCCUCCCCACUCUCUCCACGAGCCACUGGGAGGUUCUUGCUUGCCGCCAUGGUAAGGUUUUGCUGCUUGGAGGGGCCGUACCUAUGCUCUUAGUGUGGGAUCCAAUCACUGGUCAUCAGACAUUAACACGCACCCACAGCGAACUGGCCUAUGUCCACGGCACAGUGGUAUGUGUCGCCCACCACCACCAUGGAAACUGUCACUCGUCGCCUUGGGUUGUUGUCUGGAUUGUGAGCACCGGCCGCGAAAUCAAGGUAAGAAGGUGGUCAUCGGUAACCCAAGCUUGUAAUAUCCCGCAAGCUCAAGUUUGGUUCGACGGCCUGGUUGAUUUCCGUCCAAGCACGUUGAUCGGUGAUGUUUUGUAUUGGCAUUUGACCAAUAACUUCCUCAUUGCCUUCGACAUGGCUGAGAAUCUGCUCCACCCUAUCGAGUUGCCCGAAGCAAUGCCAUCUCUUAAAUUCCGACGCCACGUCCACGUCGUGCCAUUAGACGAUGAUGUUCUUGGCUUGGCAGUUCUGAACACUUCAGUGCUCGAGAUUUGGUCCAGGGUUGGAGGCAUCAAUGAAGGAUCUUCCUGGGCCAUGAACUAUACCAUCCCUUUGCUUUCCAUCAUGCCCAUCCAAGAUGACCACAUCAUAAAUCAUCAUAGGCCACAAGGCCGAAUUGUGUGUGUCAUGGAGGACAGGAAAGUUAUCCUCAUUCGUGCUGCUGACGGGGUAUAUGAAGUGGAUUAUCAAAGGAAGACAUCCACCAAGAUCAUGGGAGAAACACCAAGGGGGACUAUGUUUGCAUAUGAGAGCUUCUACAUUGCAGGUGUCGCUGGUGUCGACGAGGCAUGAAGCAAACCAUCCUAUGAGGAAAGCAGGACCCCGACAUUACCCCCCCCCCCCCACACCUGCGUUCUAGUGGAAAUCCGGGAGGCCUCUCUUUUAUCAAAACAAAAAAGAAAACAGUGUAUUGAUUACUUUCAUUUGUUCAAUCCCUUCAUUCAAUCAUGGUGUGCACAUCUUAUUUCAGUAUUUUGUUUUUAAGCCAUUUGAACCAUGUCAUCAAUGUACUCCAUUGUAUUAGACAUCAAUAAUGUAGGAGUGGAAUACUUCUAUAUGGAAAGCACGCGACUUACUUUUAUGUCGUGACGACAUAAUUUGUUUUGAAUAA
Messenger RNA from Triticum dicoccoides, 1576 nucleotides. RefSeq lists its product as uncharacterized. Lineage: Eukaryota; Viridiplantae; Streptophyta; Magnoliopsida; Poales; Poaceae. Bases 112 to 1257 code for a protein of 381 amino acids. Gene Ontology annotation, molecular function: protein binding. The record is from RefSeq and is a predicted model, not a curated record. The transcript has 3 exons.